GAAUGGUUCGCUUUCUUUCCCAGCUUGAUGCUAGACAGUAAUUGGAUGGAGGAAGACAUUGAGGAGCACAAUGCCAAAGCUGCAGUUUUUCAUUGCGAAUGCCCUUGGGGUGGCUAUUUGGUGAAAUUCGUGCUGAAUGGCGUCGUGGUGCAAGACCCGCCGUCAGUUGACAGCCAUGUUCUCAUACGCCCGGAAGUCAGGGUGCUGCAUGAGAACGAGAUGGAGGCUGUCGCUAGGAUCCGGCCCGAGUUGCUGGAGUUACACGAACCUGGCACAAUUACCGUGCAGCAAGUCUCCUCCUGGGGCCUGUUCCGGUUGGGCAGCCUUUUGUUCGCCGACAUGGAAUCACCAGUCGGCAAGAAUUCCAGCGAGCUGCCGUGGAGCUCAUCCACCGCGAGCUAUCAAAAUCUGCGCCGGGAUUUUCCCCAUGUUGGUGACAGUUCCUUAUCGAUGUAUCAGGAUGGUGUGGGUCGUGCAGGAUUGUUGGUAUGCCGCCCAUGCGGAGCAGAUGGCAGGUUCGAUGUUGUUGGUGUUUUCAAUGUUCCGCGAGAGAAGUUUGAGAGCUGGGCGAGGAUUCACUACAAGCUUGUUGUGGAGUCAGCGCAAAGAGUUGCAGAUCGGCUCCUCAAUGGCCCAUACAUUUCUGCAAUGCGAGAGAGUGAUGACAACUUUUAUCUUGUUUUGACAAUUCAAAGUUGCAAGCGUGGCUUGCCCUUGGUCCCAUUAGUCACUGACGAGCCUCCCACGACAACCAUUGCAGCAGGAGAACGACUUGGGCUGGAUCGUUGGGUGCGCUUCAGCCCGGAGAGCGUUGGCAGCUCAAAGUUUUAUCUGUCAGAGUACAUCAAAGUACUCCUUCUCAACGUCGGGGAGACCAUUGACGUGUUCAAUUCCAUGGAUGGGCGUAAUCUCAUGCCUUAUCAAUGUGUGGUGCGUCGUGAGCAGUGGAUGGCAGUGAGGACACGAUUCAUUGAAGUCUUCCUUUUGCAGAAAACUGCUUAUCGACGUGCAAACGGCGGAUCCACCGCACCAAGCAUGCAUGAAGGCUUCGAACCGCGAUUCAGUCCAGAUCCCUCCUUGACACUGUUGAGGGAGAGCCUAAGCAGAUGCAGCUCGCAGACUCCACAACACAGACUCCUGGUGCGACGUACGUUCCUAGAACUGGAGGAUGAGCAGGAGGAUGACGAGUGCGCGUCUGAAAGACAUCGACGCCGACACAAAACUACAACAGUUCUCCCUGAUGACUGUUCAAUUGACUGGCCCAUCCUCGCAGCCUAA
Messenger RNA from Symbiodinium pilosum, 1278 nucleotides. NCBI's taxonomy places the organism in Eukaryota, Dinophyceae, Suessiales, Symbiodiniaceae. The record is from the annotation of a GenBank genome assembly.